Messenger RNA from Trypanosoma theileri, 510 nucleotides. RefSeq lists its product as uncharacterized. The transcript has a single exon. Bases 1 to 510 code for a protein of 169 amino acids. Lineage: Eukaryota; Euglenozoa; Kinetoplastea; Trypanosomatida; Trypanosomatidae. The record is from RefSeq and is a predicted model, not a curated record.
AUGCUUAAUAGACUGUUCAUUAGUGGUGCGGAUCUAAGGGGCUGCCACACCACACUCUCUAGCACUUUCACUCAGCGCAGGUACUGGGCGAAACCGAAGAAGCGCCCCAAGGUGGGCCAAGGCUUCCAUGAAAAGGCACAAAAAUGGCGUGAAGAGUACCUUCUAGAUAGGCACCGCGUCCUUGCUGACAGCCUCCGUGCAUAUGUGGAGUUUAGCGCCUCAAAGCGCACAGAGCCAUGGGACACACGAUUUGAGCCCUUUGAUCGAGUGGAGAAAGAUGGUGCUUAUGUGCUAAUGCGAUACCUUAUGGAGGAUAAGUUCCAACUGUGUAAUUACCACCAUCGACCUGUCAAGCGAUUGUUUUGUAAUGUUGGACUCAUGGGGCCACAGAUAACAACGAAAGCACGAUGGAAACCAUAUCGCUAUGCAACGAAUCCUGCAUUAACUACGAAGGCCGAAAGGAUAUUUCAGAAGGACCAAACUGUCUUCACGCAUGGUCACAAUGAUUAG